Lotus japonicus is the source of this 2145-nucleotide messenger RNA. RefSeq names its product zeatin O-glucosyltransferase-like. Bases 415 to 1842 code for a protein of 475 amino acids. Gene Ontology annotation, molecular function: UDP-glycosyltransferase activity. Lineage: Eukaryota; Viridiplantae; Streptophyta; Magnoliopsida; Fabales; Fabaceae. The record is from RefSeq and is a predicted model, not a curated record. The transcript has a single exon.
UAUCGGGUUUUAUACUAUACAACAUACCAAACGAACCCCUAAUUUAGAUUGGAUUUGAACCACUAGAUCCAAGAGCAGCUUGAUAAUAGCUAAUAAGUCUGAACAUAUGCGUACAGAUCACAUGCCAUUCAGCUCCACCGCCGACACUUUCCAUUUUUAUCCUUCCACGAGGUCUCUUUUCGGACGCUAAAAACAAGAGAGAAAUUUAUAAAACUCCAGUUUCUCGAAUCUCUGGCCUACUUUCUAGUAUAAAAAUAUAAAAUGAAAGAUAAUAUGAACCAAGCAUUUUUCAACGUUCACGUGUUCAUCUACUAAGUUUCAAAAAAAAAAAAAAAAAGUUCAUCUACUAUAUAUAUAAAAAUCCAAGACACUAGGCAAAUAGUACGUAACCAAAUCAAGUUCCAAAGUUCCACAAUGACUUCUAGCCACCAAAGUUCGCCAGGAAAAGUCCAUGGCAGCAGCAGCAGCCGCUUUGAUGAACACCAAGUGGUGGUGGUUAUGGUACCUUUCCCUGCACAAGGACAUCUCACUCCACUCCUACACUUUUCACGUCUAAUCCUGUCACACAACAUACCUGUUCAUUAUGUUGGCACAGCCACACACAAUCGUCAAGCCACACUUCGUGUCCAAGGUUGGGACCCAAACUCCAUUUCAAACAUCCAUUUCCAUGACUUUGAAGCUCCUCCCUUUGCUUCCCCACCUCCCAACCCAAAUGCAGAAACCAAGUUCCCAUCUCACUUGAUUCCUUCCUUUGAGGCCACUUCACAUCUUCGUGCGCCUUUGGCAGCACUUCUCCAAUCCCUUUCAUAUGUGGCUAGAAGGGUCAUAGUGAUUCAUGACGCCAUAUUGGCGUCCGUGGUUCAGGAUACCAAAAACAUAGCAAAUGUUGAGAGGUACACAUUUCACAGUUGUUCUGCCUUUAUGGUUUUCUUACACUCUUGGGAUAAAAUGGGAAAACCGCAACUAGAAGGCUCACAUAUCCCACAAGUUCCUUCUCUUGAAGGAUGCUUCCCUAUUCAAUUCAUGGAUUUCAUUACUGAACAAAGUGAAUUCAUGGAAUUCACUGCUGGACACAUUUACAACACAACCAGAGCAAUUGAAAGUCCUUACAUGGAGUUUAUGGAAAACAUCAUUGGUAGCAAGAAGCAUUGGGCACUUGGGCCCUUCAACCCUUUAACCAUUGAGAGCAAAAACUCAAAGGGAAGGCACUUCAUCAUGGAGUGGCUUGAUAGACAAGAGGUGAGAUCUGUUAUAUAUGUAUCUUUUGGGUCAACAACAACCUUCACAGAGGAGCAAAUUGAGCAGAUGGCAAAUGGAUUGGAGCAAAGCAAGCAAAAAUUCAUCUGGGUGUUGAGAGAUGCUGAUAAAGGUGACAUCUUUGAUAGAGUUAAAGUAAAAGAACAUGACCUUCCUAAAGAGUAUGAAAAGAGAGUUGAAGGCAUGGGGCUAGUUGUGAGAGACUGGGUACCCCAGUUGGAAAUUCUAAGUCAUCCUUCAACAGGAGGGUUUAUGUGUCACUGUGGAUGGAACUCCUGCAUAGAGAGCAUGUCCAUGGGGGUGCCAAUAGCAGCAUGGCCUAUGCACUCUGACCAGCCAAGAAAUAGUGUUUUGAUAACUGAAGUGCUGAAGGUUGGUUUGGUAGUGCAGGAUUGGGCUCAAAGAGAUGAGUUGGUGACCGCUUCAGUUAUUGAGAAUGCAGUGAGAAGGUUGAUGAAAACAAAGGAAGGAGAUGAGAUGCGAGAGAGAGCAAUGAACCUUAAAAAUGCCAUCCAUAGGUCCAUGGAUGAAGGUGGAGUCUCUCGUAAGGAAAUUGAUUCUUUCAUUGCACAUAUAACUAGAUAGUAUGAUUUAAUCAUACAUUCUUGAAGUAUACACUAUAAGAAAUAAAAUUAAUUAGUGGUAAUUGAAAAAUAAAAGACUCCAUUUUAUAAAAAUAUCAUGUCAUGAAUUACUAGCAUUAGGGAAGGACAUUAGUUUUACUUAAUGGUUGUUAUGUUUUAUUAUGUCCACUAUGAUUUAUCUCAAGCAUAUGUCUAUUUAGUAUUUUUAAUUUAGUAGUUAUGUUGUUGGUAUGGCUUACUUUAUUACAAACAAAUGACCAACUUAUGUAAUAGUUUUGGCAAAUAAUUAUUUUCUCUACUUCCA